CGCUGUGAGAGUGAGCUGUACCUUGCCUCACACACUCUUCAAUCACCUGCUCGAGGACACACACACACACACACACCCGGCCGACAUGGACGAGGCUGACCUGCUGAAGGAGAGGCUCCAGGCCAUCACGGACAAGAGGAGAAUCCAAGAGGACAUUGCCAAGAAGAGGAGACAGAUCGAAGAGGAGAAAUUAAAACUCCAGUAUAUAAAGAAGAAAGCCCUGAGGGAGCAUUGGCUGAUGGACGGCCUGAGUCAGCAGUCAGAGCAGGAACAGGAGGCCACGAGGCUUCAGAUUCAGGACGAACAGCAGCAGAGUGAUCAGCUGCAGAGCAACAUCCUCAGAAUAGAGGAGGAGAUUAAGACCUUGGAGGAACAGGAGCUUAACAUUUCUGCUAAUGAAGAAGUGGUCCUGAAGCGGUUAAAAGAGGUGGAGAGGACAGCUGAGGACAUUAUCAAGGAGCUAAAUGCAGAGUACCAAGCAGAUGUGACACAUCAUCUCCCCUCACCACUCCCAGAUAUCCCAUCAUUCAUCCCACUGACACCAGCAGAAACCCCUCCUAUAUGUAAGCCUAGAAGUGAAGAAGCAAAGAAAGCUACAUUUGCGAUGGAGAUCAAUGUGGAGCAUGAUAAGAGAACAGGCAAAAGUCAAGUAGUCUCUACAGCAUCUAUCACCCCAGAAAUUAUCCAAGGAAGGGGUUUAAAAGUGUACGAUGAUGGGCGCAAGUCUGUUUAUGCACUGCACCCAGAUGGAAGCAAAAUGGACAGUGGAGAAGUUGGAGAGAUGACGACCACAGAGGUAGAAGAGCUGCUACGUCAGGCUACAGAUAAGAACAUCCCCACAGAGGUGCAGUACCAUCAGCCUGUCUACUCUGUACCCUACAUAGGCAGCAGCAGGCCUUCAACACCUAGGACACCAAAUAAAACACAGGGGCAAACCCCAACACCCAGCCAUAGCCCCUUCCAGAGUGCCAUCUCAUCCAGAAAUGGCACUCAAGUCCUCACAGAGGAAAACCAGAAUAAAAAUGACCUAGAGGGAUGGAAAACCCAGAGCAAGACCCCAAGCCCUAGCCUCAUCCAACAAGACUUCAUGACAAGAUUCCAAAAAUCUGGAGAAGAAACCAAGCUGCCCUUCAUCCACAUUCCAGAACAAUCAAAGAGUAACAAGCAUGUAAUUCCACAACCUGACAUUGGUGCUAAAACUCCACGAGGACUCACCAACUACACAACAGGUACAAGCAGUCUAAACACAGCAGCUCUGGUCUCAAUUAAAGCCAGGUCUGAAGAAAUGCCAGCACCCAUUCAACCGGUCUACAGGGCUGUAGACAGCCAUAGUCCUUCACUGGCCAGCCUCAAGUCUGAAGGGGAUCCUGAUACCUUGAUAGAGAGCUCAAGUGAUUUUAACAGACCCUCACCCUUCUGUGCAGACAGUACCUCUUCUCUGAACCUGGUAGAUGAGCUAGAAUCAGCACCUGUCACAAUGAUUUUCAUGGGCUAUGAGAAUGCUGAGGAUGAGGAGGAAGACAUCCAGGCUGAACUGAUCAUCAUCGCUAAUAGUGAUGAUGAUGAGGCCAGGGAUGUUAAAAAUGAAAAUGAUGGUGAGGAGCGUCUUUCAUACCACCCAGAGGGAUACAAGAGUAAAGUCUUCCAACCCAAAGUGGGCAUAGCGAAGGUUACAGGCUGCAGAGACAUUAUUGAAGAUACCUACACACACUUGGAUGAUUUGGAGCUCCAUAAGCCAACAUUUAUCCAUAGGCCUGGAAAGCAUAGUCCCUACCUGCAGGGACAAGUGAUAGAUGUGUCAGCAAACACAGGCAGCAUCAAUAUGGAGGAGAUGAAGCUCUGCUCAACGGGAAGAUGAGAGAGGCUGCUUGGAAACGGCAUCACUGAAGAAAUAAUAAUAGAAUUGCUCUCUUUCUUUCUUUUUUUCAUGUCUCAGCUGCACACUGGACAGCCACAUAUAUUGUGUCAGUCAGUCCUUGUGCCUGAGGGAUUCAGUAAGCUUUAUUGCCACCUCCUGGCAAAUUAGUUUAAUUACACACUACAUAGUCAUAUUAAUGUCAGCACAGCCUGAUCAGUACAGUUGCAUUGCAUUUCUUCCCCUUUUCCUUUUACAAGCAAAUACUAGUUACAUUUCUGAUCAUUAGUGACUGACUCGCUUUCUACUAAGUCCAAAACUGUAAAUGUCAUAUAUUUACAUAAUAUAAUGCAUUGGUACUUACUAAUACAUUAAAGGUAUAGUUCACCCAAAAAUGAAAAUUCACUCAAUAUCUGCUCACCACUAUAACGAUGGAGGGGUGGGUGAAG
Molecule: messenger RNA, 2304 nt
Organism: Paralichthys olivaceus (Japanese flounder)
Lineage: Eukaryota; Metazoa; Chordata; Actinopteri; Pleuronectiformes; Paralichthyidae
Source: RefSeq, a predicted model, not a curated record